UUGGUUUAAAGUUCACAAAUUAUAUAAUUAUAGGUAACACAUUAUCACGAAAUACAAAUAAACUGUCCUUUCUUUUUUUUAGUACAACAGUACUUAUAUAUCCUUACAAAUUGACGGGUGGUUAUUAUGUAGUUAUUUUUCCCACUUUGCUUGUAGUUAGGGUAAAUUGAAUGUUCGUAAUGACGACAGCCGGGCUCCUGUCAUUUUAGAUAUUUUAUAAACAGAAGACACUUCGCAUGCCGCAAUGAUAGGAAGGAAAUACGGUUUUAUCGUGGUUGUCACAAUCACCUUAAUGUUAUGUGCACCUUUGAUUCGAGCCGAAGAAACUUGCCAGGCCACCGUGACUUCUGUUUAUCCUCGUUACUAUGACUACUGCUAUAACUGGUACAUUUGGUACAGUAAUACAUGGAGAUGGCACAACAUGACGUUCUGGGGUGGACACAAACAAAUUCCGCGGAAAGAUCAAAUGGAUGUCAGAUGCACAUCAACUUCUGGAAGUGCUGUUGUUUUAACAGAGAAACACCCAGACAUAGCAACAAUAGGUGAAGACAUCGUAACGGUACAGGCAUGUAGCCUCAAUCAGAAUGGAGACUGUGAAUCGGAUAUGGAAGUUCAGAUGAGAAAGUGUUAUGGCGAUUUACUCUAUAGCUUUCCAUGGAUCAACAUUACUGAUGUACAGACAUUGAAUUAUUACAUUUGCUAUGAUAUAAUUUAUGCUGAAUCAUGUGAUGGUACUGAAAUGGUGUAUUCGGCUGGAAGUGAAAGUGGUAAAUUACUACAAUUUUCUCACGGAGAUAUUCAAGACGGAUGGUACAAUGCGUUUAACAACGGAAAACAAUACGUCUUCCCAUCGGUUGAGGACCUAAACGACAUGCCAGAUGAAUGUUUUCCUCAUAACUGGGGAUUUGUUCUUAAAGAACCGUUGCCACAGGUAAUCGAAGAAACUCCAUUGAGGUUGUCUUUAUGCUAUAUCGAGAGCUACGAUUCUAUCAACAAUAAUGAGUAUGUAUUUUCUGAAUACGGUGAUUACAUCUUCGUCAGAGCAUGCAGUGGAAAACUUCAGUUUGAUCUUUCCCAUUUUCAGAAUUGGCAUGGAGAGUUCUGUAUGAUUCAUCACAACAACGUUAUAGUAAAACCAGAAAUAUAUCAUGACAUCCAGUCUACUAAUGUCAAUGGUAAAGCAAUAAGAACGUACAGCCCAUUUCUGCAAUACAGAUGUACCUUUGAUAUGGUAGAUGAAACUCUGUAUAAAACAAACUGGUAUAUUAAUGGAACAUUUCAAGUUCAGACGGGACCUUCACCUCGGUCGGAUGACCUUGUAUUUAAGGAAGAAUAUUUAACACAUCUUAGACCUGGUUAUGAGGUACAAUGUGGUAUGAUCACGGCCUCUGGGAAUGAGUCCAUUGAAUUCCUAAGUGAUGUUUUCUAUGCUGGCUGGAAAAUUGCAGAUAAUUCGAUUUCCUUGAGCAAGAGUGGAUAUACAUUGGUUGAUGUAGAGCAAACGAUACCAUUAGGCUGCUACUAUAGGGAUGACGAAGCUCCAAAUUGUGUAGAGGAAUUAAUAUUUGAAGACCCAACUAAUGUUCCUGGUGCAUGUGCUGGUGGCAUUCGCGUACAAAAUGCAGAUGAGCCAAGUAAAUCGGUUAUAGAAAUACAGACCUUAAAGAAUGGCGGAGAAUGGGCCAGUAAAAAGCAUAGGGCUAAAUUUUCAACCAUUGAUAGUGAUUAUGAUGACAGUAAUUCUUUUGACUUACAAAUGUCCGUUACCCACAGAAAUGGUGAUGCUAACCGAAUAUCCAUUAGUACAGAAGUAUUGUAUUUGGUUGUUGGAGCUAUUCAUGUUGACAUCACUGAGACAAAUAGACAUUGGAACAAGAGAUGUUACUCACAUGUAGACCCACAUAUGAAAACUACAGACGGAAUAUAUUACGAAGCACAAAGGGAAGGUGACUACAUGAUGGCCUUGAAUGAAGAAUUUCAGACAGAGAUACAGACUUCUGCUAGGUAUUGUUCCGAUGGAUAUACAGAUGGACCAGUUUGUGCCUGUGGAAUAGCGAUUGCAGUUGGUGCUGAUGCCUUUAUCAUCAAUAAAUGUCCGAAAUCUACUUUCCAAUUUGACUUUGUACAGUGCGGAGAUGGUGGCAUCAUUGACGUUGAAGAAAUCCACGCCUACCGAUACAGGGUCAGAACUCCGAUAGGUACAAUUAUCGACAUAUUUCUUCAUACAUGGAGCGAUACGAUGAACAUCGACAUAUAUAUGUCGGCAAAAGAUUUUGGCAACAUCGUCGGUUUAUGUGGGUACUUCGACGGUGACAGAUCCAACGAUCUGCUACACAGAGAUAAUGUAACCAUUUCCAGUGAUAACAACUGGAGUUAUAAGUUCGCAGAUAGUUGGAGGCUGACAGACGAAGAGAAUUUGUUCAAAAAUAAUAGACGUUAUCUUAAACCGUGGGACGUAAGUAACGGAGGGACUGAUCAGCCGUGUAGUAGGUCAAACUCGAUUACAAGAAAGAAAUGUAACUUUAACCGGAGGACAAGACGAUCAACUUCUGACCGCCAAAGAAGAGGAGUGAAAACGCAGAAUCAGAUUACGCUAUCUCGUAAAAAGAGAAGCACGGUGACUUUUACAGAAGACGAAGCUUUCAGAUUCUGUAACCAUUCCAUUUAUACAACACCAGCAGUUCAGGAAUUCCCGGAUAAACUUGCAGAGGAAGAUCCAGAUCAAGUUGUUGAGCAAUGUGUGUAUGAUUUAACUCAAGGAAAUGAUACAGCGUGGGUGGAAGCACAUACAACUGUUCUCAACAAUGCUGCGGAUACAAUACUCGGCUUGAAUCCUGUAUAUGUUGCAAACAAUACGGACAUUGUAAAUUCAUUUCGCUUGAAAACAUGUUUGAACAAUUGUAGUGGAAAUGGUGCUUGCACCGAAACAGGGCUAUGCGACUGCAGUGGUAUAUUUCGUGGACCUGACUGUAGCAUAGACAUAAGAAUUCCACCUGUCGUGUAUUACAUAGAAGGAGAUGGAAUCUGUGAAAUAACAGCUGAUGACGAUUGCACAUGUUUCCAAAUAAGGACAAACAACAUCUUUGAUGGUUUCAUGUGUGAUAUCAGCAAGAGCAAGGUUUAUUUCAAUGGCACACGUAUCAAAGAAGUUGACUCUAGACACGUCGGUAUCUACGAAGAUAUUUUUACCGGAGAAUGCUGUAACCCUGCCGAGCGUGAGAAACGUUCCGCUGCCGAUGAAGAUGACGUCGACGAGCUGUUUGUUGUUAUGUACGAAUUUGCUGUCAGCAAUGAUGGCGUUAAUUACGGGGAAACUAAUACUGCAUUUGUCUAUGACACAACAUGUCUACAGCAAGUUGAGGUAGCCGGAAACGUCACAUUUGAAUUAAAGACUGGAUACUGCUACAUCGAUGCUACGUGUGUGGUACACAACUCUAAAGUGUUGAAUACAGAUGAAUGUCUUCUCUGUGAUCCUGCAAGAAAUCCCUACAAGUGGACAAAAGGUAAUUGUGAAGAAUCAAGUACAGGGCUGAAAACGGGAGCGUUGAUUGGAAUAAUUUGUGGUUCUUUACUUUUUGCCAUGGUAACUGGGGUACUGGUGUAUGUGCUUUGUUUCAAAGGGUCAAAGAAACACCGGACAGUUCAAGAUGCCCAGCCAUAUUUCCAGUCUACGCUGGCGGGUAGACAACUCCCCGUAACAUCAAAACAUGACGACAAAUGCUCCGAUAUGUGUAUGAAAAACAAAGAAGAAGAAAGCAACAAUGCACCAGAUACUGUAACAGUUUUACCAUAUAUAACUGCCUUCAAUACAGCAAAGCCAGUAUCUAGAAGGAACGUGUGGACGGACUCACUUGCAACACACCAUGCCGACAAGGAUACCGGAAUACAUACAGUAGAGAAGAGCUUUACAACCACAGAAAGUGAAGUUCUCCAGUAUAAAGGCACUGAUGAAGUCAAAGAGCCUAAUCAGGCUGUGGCUGAAGCGGGAAUUGAGCAACCUGAGAGAGAAGUGUCGGCUUUUUCCCUGCAGUUGAUUGAGUAAUGACCCUAUGAAAAACGUUCUGUUUUUGUUGUACUAUACGAGUAUACAAAUAUUAUUCGUUUAAACGUGUGUAUAUACUUGCUUUUUUGUUACUGAUAAUUAAUUUAAUUUUUCUGUUUUAUAUGUAUUUUUUCUUUUCUAAUUAUUUUCUUCUGUACUUUUUACAAUGUAGGGGCCUCCGUGACGAGUGGUUAAGGUCGCUGACUUCAGACUUCAGAUCCCUAUCGAUACGGGUUCGAGACUCACCCGUAGCGCUGAAUUCGUCAUGUGAGGAAGCCAUCCAGCUGGCUUAUGGAAGGUCGGUGGUACUCAGGUGCCCGCUCGUGAUGAAAUAAUGCACGGAGGGGCACCUGGGGUCUUCCUCCACCAUCAAAGCCGGAAAGUCGUCAUAUGACCUACAAUAAUUAUUGUUACAAUGUUGCUUUUCUUUACUUCAUCUGCUAAAUUUAUUUAAAGACUUUUUGACUUUAUUGAGUUUGUUUUUGUUGUUGUUGUCUUUUUGGUGUUGGUGGUGGUUUUGUUGUUGUUGUUGUUGUUGUUCACAUACAACUUUAUUUUAAUUGCUGAUUUUUUGGUUACAAAUAUUGGUUUAAUGUUUAUAUCAAAUUUUAUGGAUUCAUCAAGUUUCUGUUUUGCAUGAAAUGUUUGAUAGGGCUUGCCCAUGCAGCCACAGCCACACCCCUUUUCCCGGGUCGCUCGCAACAUAUUUGAUCAUGCGCACUUAUCCGGUCAACAUUUAUUUAAUCUACUGAACUAAGAAAAUAAUUGCACUACACUCAAACUAAAUAUUGUGGUCAGGAGUUGAUAAAAACUCGCUUUAGUUAGUAAUAUUGCACGCGUACUUUAACAUUUGAUUAGGACUUUUACCAAUCUCUUGCAGUUCCUCUAUAUACCUAGGAUAGAUUCGACUUAAAAUUGCGCUUAAUAGUUAAUUGAAAAAUAUAUUCUUUAUGGGACAUGGAUAACAUGUCGGCAUAUGGUUGGAUUAUCGAAAGGUAGGUCCGGAAAAAAGGUCAGAUGUCUGCACGUUAAGAAAAAAUGAACCACAUUAAUUUAUUAUGUGUUAAAACAGAAUUUCAGCUGCCUUUCGUCACUAUGUAACUGUUUAUGUACGUGUUUGCUUUAAGAAAUUGAAACAAUCGCUAAGUUAAAUUUUAAAAUUAAAAUAGUUAAGAUACAUCUCUGAAGAAGAAAGUAAUCCAAAGGACAGCUUUUCAAGUGGAUGUAGCAGUGAGCAGCUCAGUUCAUGUUAUAUCUGUCAAAUAAUAGCAUGUUAUUACUAAUCCAUUUAACGUAUGUGUCAGACGAUUGUGUAAAACAAUGAUCUAGUGUUAAAUAAAUAUUUAACUGGA
Molecule: messenger RNA, 5394 nt
Organism: Mercenaria mercenaria
Lineage: Eukaryota; Metazoa; Mollusca; Bivalvia; Venerida; Veneridae
Exons: 24
Coding region: 245-4042 (1265 amino acids)
Source: RefSeq, a predicted model, not a curated record